Molecule: messenger RNA, 681 nt
Organism: Vespula pensylvanica (western yellowjacket)
Lineage: Eukaryota; Metazoa; Arthropoda; Insecta; Hymenoptera; Vespidae
Exons: 3
Source: RefSeq, a predicted model, not a curated record
AUGUCGAUAAAUAUCUCAAUUGCGGAUUUUAUAAAUGUGAAUCAAUGGAGCGAUGUGUAACAUGCGUUCGCCGUUAAGGUAUAUUAUAAAAAUGAUGAUUGUAUCGUGACCAUUAAACGGUUAUUUCGCCGCAAGUUCAACGUCAACCGUAAUAAUCCAGUGACGUCUGGUCAUGCCAUUAAAACAUGGAUUAAGAACUUUGAAGAAACUGGUUCUGUACUGAAAAAAUAAAAACUUCUCUGAGUAAAAAAAAAAAAAAGAAGAAGAAGAAGAGGAAGAAAGAAAUGUACUUACGUACGCCAAAGAAUGCAGUCAUGCAAUUUCGUUAAACAUUUCGGAUAAGAAUUGUAUACGCUCUUGUCCGAUGUUGUACGAGUAAUAUGCUUUUAAGAUUGAAGAAAUCUCUGUGGAGAGGCAGAGAUCAUCUUCAAAAUGUCGUCUUCAAAUAAUAAAAUACUUUUUUUAUUUCUGUAGAUUAAGAUGAUACAUUUAAAAUUUUUUAAAUAAAGCAUUUCGAUGAGUUAUUGAACUUUUGUAAUCGUCCCGUUUACAUCUCUGCCGCACUCAGUAUAAUUCUAACAAUUUUUCAAGCAUAUCGUAAUUUAAUAAAAAUAUUUUUUCUUCUUUCUUUUUUUUUUGGGGGGGGGGGAUGGGCGGGGAAUUUUUUAAUAGGUCUCUGGA